Molecule: messenger RNA, 1610 nt
Organism: Carassius auratus (goldfish)
Lineage: Eukaryota; Metazoa; Chordata; Actinopteri; Cypriniformes; Cyprinidae
Product: fibroblast growth factor receptor 1-A-like
Exons: 10
Coding region: 145-1425 (426 amino acids)
Cellular component (GO): plasma membrane
Molecular function (GO): fibroblast growth factor binding; fibroblast growth factor receptor activity
Source: RefSeq, a predicted model, not a curated record
AUUUAACUGAGUUUCAGUCGAGUCGAAAGAAGAACAGUCAGAUCCCAGUGGUUUCAUGAAAACCAAAAGGAUUUAUCUUAUAACAAAGAGAGAAUAGUCCAGUGACAAUUUGGAAGGAUAGAACAAGGAAAAUAAUCUUUAAAGAUGAUGAUGAAGACCGUUUUGCUGCUGAUCUCAGUACUCCUAACUGAACCUCUUCAGUCCAAGGGCAGACCAUCCACACAAGAUGAGACGUUAGCCCUGGUCGAGCCAAUGCUGUACACUUUAUAUCCGGGGGACAAACUGGAGCUGAGCUGUCAAGCUGUAGAGGAGAUACAGGAAGUGACCUGGACUAAGGACCACGUUCCACUGGUUGAUGGAGAGCGCACCCGCCUGCGCAACCAUCAGAUGGAGAUUGAGACAGUAGAGCCGGCCGACUCUGGUCUGUAUGCAUGCUUUGCUCAGGGACCCAACAGCAACCAUACAGAUUACUUCAAUAUCAACGUUACAGAUGGAUUGGCUUCCUCAAAAGACAAUGAAGAAGAUGAGACUUCCUCAGAAGACACCAAGCUAUCAAGUGACCAGAAACUGCUUCCAAUGGCGCCUGUCUGGGCUCAGCCUGAUAAUAUGGAGAAGAAGCUCUACACUGUUCCUGCCAGCAAAACCGUCAAGUUCCGUUGCCAGGCCAAUGGUAACCCUACACCAACAGUCAAGUGGCUCAAGAACGGGAAAGAGUUUAAGAAAGACCAGAGAAUAGGAGGCUAUAAGAUUCGAGAGCACAUGCGGACCAUCAUAAUGGAGUCGGUGGUACCGUCAGACAAAGGCAACUACACCUGCCUGGUGGAAAACAAACACGGCAGCAUCAAUCACACCUACCAGCUGGAUGUAGUCGAGCGUUCACCACAAAAGCCGAUUCUUCAGGCUGGGUUGCCUGCUAACCGUACAGUAGUGGAGGGGAGUGACGUGGAGUUCGUCUGUAAAGCCUUCAGCGAUCCUCAGCCUCACAUCCAGUGGCUGAAGCAUAUCGUGGUCAACGGAAGUAGAUUUGGCCCUGAUGGACUGCCAUAUGUUCGGAUCUUGAAGACUGCAGGCGUCAACACCACGGAUAAGGAGAUGGAGGUACUGUUUGUCAGGAAUGUGUCUUUAGAGGAUGCUGGAGAGUACACCUGCUUGGCUGGAAACUCUAUAGGCCACUCCCAUCAAUCUGCAUGGUUGACUGUCUAUAAAGCAUUAUCCUCCAGUCAAGCUCCAGCCGUCCUACGCCUGACUUAUGUACUGCCAUCUGUCCUGGUCUGCAUGCUUUUCCUAGUCAUGGUAUACUCUACAUCAGGGGUGCCCAAGCCUGGUCCUGGAGAUCUACCUACCUUCAGUUUCCAGGACCAGGGUUGGACACCCCUGCCCUACAUUAUGGGGACAAAAUAUCCCCUCAAAGAUGGCAAUAUCUAAAACCCUUGUGGGGACAUGUUGGGCAACAUGAGGAAAGGAGCCAAUUCAAGUUUUUAUUUGUAUUUUUUUUUAUCUAAAAUAGGAAAAUGUUGUAUGUGAUGGAUGGUUUAGGCUUAUAGAAAAUACCAUUUGUACACUAUAAAUCCAGUACACCUAUAAAAUGUCCCAAUAAAACAUGGAAACCC